UCUGAUAAGUUCAGAACAAUUUCAACAAUAUUUUGUCUUCCGUUUGACAGUUGGUUCUCAACAGAUAUCUCAACAAAUCUCUCCCUUGCCAUCAACUAAAAAUCGAUAAGAUACAAAGACAACCAGAUUUUGUCUGAAUAGGACAGAUUAAGUUGAAAUCGGCACCUCCAUAGUUGAUUUCAACAAAACUAAAGAAGUCGGUUCGCAUUUAUUCACCUGACCGCUAACAUGAGCUCGUAUGGAAGCAUUAACAUCAAGAAUGAGAAAAAAAUGCAAUAUGACGCCACCGACGAGAAAACAUCUCUGCUUCCAAACGGAGAGACUAUCAUUUUCGAAAAUGAGCAGCUGGCGGGAAUUUGGUCAAAGCUGACAUUUGGUUGGAUGGAGCCUUUGAUGCGAUUGGGAAAUGCGAAGAAAAAGCUCGACCCGGAAGACAUCUCAAAAAUACCCCUUCCCAUUGAUGGCCAAACCAAAAAUUUGCAAGAUGCUUUUCAUAACUUUUGGGAGAAGGAACUGGCGAAAGCAAAGUCCAGUGGUGGAACAGUGGAACCGUCGCUGAUGAUGGCUCUUGCUAGAGCCUAUGGUUUUGAUUGCAUCGUGGGUGGCUUUGUGUUGAAAUUUAUCCAUGACUCGUGCGUCUUUGUGGGGCCUCAAGUUUUGAACAAAAUGAUACUGUUCUUGGAAAGUGACGAAUAUCCCUUAUCAUAUGGUUUAUGGUUGACCGCAGCCGUUACUCUCUCGCAGUUGACGAUGUCUUUCUGUUUAAGGCAUUACUUUUUCAAAUGUUACAAAUUUGGCUUGAAGAUCCGAACGGCUGUAAUGGUUGCAGUCUAUGAAAAGGCCCUAGUCUUGGAUGCAGGAGAACGAUACACUAGGAGUCUUGGAGAGAUCACCAACCUUAUGUCCGUUGACGCGCAGCGACUGCAAGAACUCACAACUUACCUCCACGCAGUUUGGUUCAGCUUUUACCAAAUAGGAUUGGCGCUGUUUUUGUUGUGGAAACAAUUGUAAGUUCUUCGUUGAAACUGUCUAUUAGUUGCUACCU
This is a messenger RNA of Pseudo-nitzschia multistriata, 1045 nucleotides long. NCBI's taxonomy places the organism in Eukaryota, Bacillariophyta, Bacillariophyceae, Bacillariales, Bacillariaceae. The record is from the annotation of a GenBank genome assembly.